AUGGCCAGGGAGGACCAGGAGGGGAGUGGAGACCAGGUGGACGGAGCAGGAGUCAGUACGAGCCACAAGAAAAGUGUGCGAGUCACUGGGAGAUCUGUGAAUGAUGAGCAGAGGGCAGUAGAAUCCACGGGGGUCGAUGGAGCCAGAGACAGAGCCAGAGACGGAGCCAGAGACGGAGCCAGAGACGGAGCCAGAGAGCCCCAGAGCAGAACCAUCCCCAAACAGACCAUGGAGGAGCUGAAGUCCAUCCUCCGGGACAGCAGUGCGGCGCGGGACCGGGACGACAGAGCCAGAGGGGCCUACACCUACCUGAGCGGCGAUGACAGGAGCGGCCACCAGGGGGAGUUCAGCACCUUCAGGCCCUCGGAGGCUUCCAGAAGAGGGGGCCGGGACAGAGACAGCGAGCCCAUAGAAGCGUGGCCCCAGUCCAGGGUAGAUGCAUCCAGCGGGUUCAGGCCUGAGCUCCACACACACAGAGGAAAGCAGAGCGCCGGGACGUCCCACAGAGAGCAGCACACAGACCUUCUGAGUCCUGAGACCGUUGGAGACCAGAUAUUUGCCUCAUCCAUGGAGCAGAUCAAGCAGCAGAUCGCACGAGAGAACAUCACUUUCGUCCGCUUCGAGGCCACAGACCUCCACGGCGUGUCCCGGUCCAAGACGGUCCCUGUGCGCUUCUUCCAUGAGAAAGCCGUGUACGGGGUCCCGAUGCCGCGGAGUUACCUGGAGCUAACCCUGAGCCCCAAGAUCACGGAAGUGGACCACGGAACCACAGCCAACUUCAGUAGCGAUGUCUUGCUGAUCCCAGACCUGUCCACCUUCAGGGCCGUGCCGUGGACCGAACAAACCGCCCGCGUCAUCUGUGACCCCUGCAACGUGACCGGCAACCCCCUCCGCACCUCGCCACGCCUCAUCGCCAAACAACUCCUGGGGCAGCUCCAGAGCAUGGGGUUCUCCCUUCACUCCUCCUUCACUUACGAAUGCUGCGUUCUCGGAGCUCCAGAUCGCAUCGGUCCAAAAACUUUACUAUUUCCCGCUACUACCCUCCUCAGCAAUCACGACUUGCCGUUCUUCCAGCAGCUUGUGGAUAGUAUGUACUGCAUGGGAGCCGAUAUCGAUAGCAUAGCGUCUGCUAGCGGACCGGGGCAAAUGGAGAUCAACUUGAGGCCAGAGUUCGGGAUUUCGGCGGCAGAUAGCGCGUUCACGUUUCGCACCGGUAUCAAAGAGAUGGCUCGUAAAUACAGCUAUAUCGCUAGCUUCUUCACUGAUGAUGGGUUGUACAACGCUGGGGUUCUUUCUCAUAGCUUGUGGGAUGCUAACGGCCGUCGUAGCCUCUUUCAAGUUGGGGACAAACCGGGGGAUCUAUCUGAAAUCGGUCGCAAAUGGCUAGCGGGUUUGCUAACUCAUUCGGCUGCGUUGAGUUGUCUGAUGUCGCCGGGUCUUGGUUGCAGAAGUCACAUGGCGAAGGCUACGAAAGAUCCCAAAAGCUUGCUCUACGCUACAUGCGGGUGCAACGACAACAGCGCUUCUUUCAACAUCAAAAGUCACGGCGGGAGAGAAACGCACAUCGACAACAAGCUAGGUUCGGCUAUGGCUAAUCCCUACAUCGUGCUAGCCGCUACUGUUGCCGCCGGGUUGGAUGGAAUAAAGAGGAAUCUGAACUUGGAGAGCAGACUUUCCAAAACGCCAGGGCAGCAGAAGGAGUUUGCGAUCCCGAUAAAACUGGAUGAUGCGCUGGAGGUUUUGGCUGAAGACGAGGUGAUCUGCAGCGCGCUGGGAGAACCGUUUGUGCAGUAUUUCAUCGCUAUGAAGAAGUUUGAGAUCGAGACUCAAGAGCUCGACGAUGAGAGGAAUAAAUGUCUGGAGUACUUUAUAUAA
Messenger RNA from Knipowitschia caucasica, 1875 nucleotides. The record is from the annotation of a GenBank genome assembly. NCBI's taxonomy places the organism in Eukaryota, Metazoa, Chordata, Actinopteri, Gobiiformes, Gobiidae.